UUUUUCCAGUGAGUUAGUAUGACUUGACUGUUGGUAGAAUUUCUAAUUGCAAACCUUUGAAAGUUCAAAAUGAGUCGUCGAAGACGCGAAAAGUUUCGUCCAAUUUUACCACGUCCUGGUGGAGGAGCUGCUAAUACUCCUAUCGCAAGCUCGAAAAAGGAUGCAGAGCAAAAAAUUGAUUCUCCAAAGGAGGAUGCCAAACAAAUUAAUGAAAAUGUACCUGAAACUGGGAAGAAAUCUGAGUUAUUGGAAGAUGUUCAAACACAAUCAAAAGUUAUAACAGAUGAAGUUAUAACAGAGCCAGAAAAGCCAAAUGAUGACCCACCAGCUAAAAUCGAUACUGUUUCUCCAAAUACAGACACUACACCACAGAAAGAGGCAACUGCAGUUGACAGUACCAGUCAAUUUAGUACUAAUGAAAGCACCAAGGCCCAAGAGAAGCCUGCAGCCAAAGCACCACCGGCCUCAAGAAGACGGAGAAUGGUUGCUAAACCUUCAACAAAGAGACCUGUAAAAGCAAACCCUAAACCUGCAUCAGUAAACACGGAAAAGAAAUCUGUUUCAAUUCCACAGCCAAUCCUAACUCUACCUAUUGCUGAAUCUGCUUCAGUGCCAAUACCGAUUAUUGAAGAAGUGGUCGGACCAGAACAAAUGGCUAAAAGUGUUAUAGAAGAAAACGUUGGUAGUCCGCCAUCAUUUUGCAAGACUAUGGAAACUAUAACAGACUCGGAAACUGUUGAAAAUGACCAAAAUAUAGAGGCAUCGCAAAGUAAUGAGCAGUCACCAAGUUAUAUUGUCCUUGAGCGCCCUGUUAACCAAAGCGCUCCACCUAGGUUGGCUGAUAUUUCACCCAAGCAAACUGGACAUGGGAAACUAAAGUCACCAAACAUUGGCAUCAAACAGGCAAGAAAGACUAAAGAAGUUCCAGAAAAGCCAAAACGUGAUGGCCAGAAUCGACAAAAGGCGAUGGAGAAGCUAGCAAUCAUGAAGCAAAAUUUACCUGAUGAAAUAAAAGAAGACAAAACAAUUUGGCCGACUCUUGACCAUAAUCUAGUCUCAAUGUCUGACUUAAUAUACCUCAAUCCACCAGUUGGUGCAGGGAAAGAGCUGGGAAUUCGUGCAAAACACAGGAAAGUUUUAGAAGCAGCGAAGAAUGCUCCGACAACCUCAACAUCUUCUACUCCUCUUCCCACUCCUCCUCCACAACCUCCCUCCCCGCCUCCCGUUGAUCAUCAGGAGCAUCAACUUGUUCCUCAAAUUCGAGUUAAUGAAGAUGGGAGCAUCGUGAUCGAUGAGGAGAGCUUGACGAUCAAAAGUCCUCCAAGACAAGGAGGAGCGGUGACAAACGCACCAACUGUAUAUGAGAGUGGGCUCUAUAGCACUAUCAACCAGUGCAGCUUCCGAAAACGUCCAUUUUCAAAAUCCUCCAGAUGGAUUUGGUCAGCAAGACAGACUAGAAAGUUCUAUGCAGCUUUGAGGGUGGUUGGAGCUGAUUUUGGAUUGAUGAGUGCCAUGUUUAGAAAGCGAACACGUGAUGAACUGCGGAGAAAAUUCCUCCUUGAAAGCAAAAACAACCUCGCUAAGGUGGAUGAGGCUCUCAGCCAGCAACAUCUAAGCAAUUGGACCGAUGAGAUGUUCAUGCCAGAAUCUUCUUCAGAAGACGAGGUGGAAAAAGAAAAAGGCAAGAGAAAAAGGAAAACUAAAGUAAAACUUCCAACAGCUUCAAAAAAGCCUAAGCCUGCAGCAAAUGAGGGAUUAAAACAAGUCGUAAUUUCUGUUCCUGUUCCCAUUCCCGAAGUGGUUUUAUAACAUAUGCUUCAGGUUACCAAUGUUGCAUUCAUGGUUUGUUACAUAAAUAAAGUAAUAUAUAUAGUUUUUCUAGUUUCAUCAGCAGAAUUUAAUCCUGUUAUUUAUAGUGUUCUUGGCAGUAACUGAAAUUUUUGUUGCUGAAAUUGUAAGUUGUUCAAAAUAAUAGUACUAAUAUAAAAGGUGGCCUUGGUUGAUUGAUUUUUUGUUUCUAAUAAUAAUAACCAUUGUCAACUCAAACUGUAUAAAAUGUUGAACACAAUAUGUAUUGCACAAAAUGGCCUUUAUGUAGCAACACUGCCUUAACGAGCAUAGAGGUCAAAUUUCAGAUUACUAUCAACUAACACCAUGUGUAUAGGGAUAAUUAUGUUGCAUUCUCUAGCCUAGUUAUUGUUGGCAUUUUUCAUUUAGUUUCUUCUUGUGUUAUAUGAUACAACUUGUACCUGGUGAAAAACUCUGUAUUUCUUCUUUUUUUACUAAGUUACAUGCAGAAAACUGCUGCUGCAUUUGCAAGUGAAUAUUUUCAGUGUGAAAAUCAGGAGUCAUUAAGGUGAUGGUGAAAUGCAAGUGUUCUAGAUAUAUUCGAAUAUAGUAGGGUGAUGGGGUAUGUAGAUAGUAUUCGAUUCACUGUCAUUUCUCGGCGUAAUACAUCUUUGAACUUUUUUGCAAUAAAACAAUAAUGGUCAUAAA
Molecule: messenger RNA, 2496 nt
Organism: Ciona intestinalis (vase tunicate)
Lineage: Eukaryota; Metazoa; Chordata; Ascidiacea; Phlebobranchia; Cionidae
Biological process (GO): RNA polymerase III preinitiation complex assembly
Cellular component (GO): transcription factor TFIIIB complex
Molecular function (GO): TFIIIC-class transcription factor complex binding
Source: RefSeq, a predicted model, not a curated record